UCUUCCUCCUCCUCUCUUGUGAUAUGGGGAUCCCAUUCCAUCCCUCAGACAGGGGAUUGUCUUAGCACUUGUUUAAAUGCUUGCUGCCUUUGCUGGGAGAGAAAGCAGGAAAGAAGACAAGAUUUUUAUCCCUCUCGCAGCUGCGCUCGCCGAGAUAAGCAAAGUCACCGGGAGAGAAACCUUAAAGCGGAGAAGGACCGUGCAGAAUUGAACAGCUCUCGGGAGCGCACAAGCCGACUGCUCCUUCUUGCCCUGCUUUCCUCUAAUCAGUCUUUUCUUAUUGCUUGGAUUCUCCAGAUUCCCGUUUUUUUAAAUCUUCAAGGGACCGAAGAAAAGAAAAAGAACUGAAGGAUUAUUAUUUUUAAUUUUUUUCCCCCGUUACCUCUUCCAAAAGUGGAUCUGGAGUGAUCGGAGGGGAACGGGGCGAAGGGGUUGCUCCCGGUUUAAAAGAAACCCCCCCUCCCCCUCCAAAGCCCUGUUUCUCAAAAACUUGAUUGCCAAUGCCCAUCGAGAUAGUCUGCAAGAUCAAGUUUGCAGACGAGGAUGAGAGCCAGAAGGAAAAAGAGGAAGGAGAAAGGGAAAGCUUGAUCGGAGAUGAGGUUCCAACCGCUACCCGGGACUUGGCCGGCUUUGCCAGCACCAGUACUCUUCAUGGACUGCGGCACAUCUUCCGCACGGGUAGACUGGGCAUCAAGCAGAGCCUGUGGGCACUGGCGUUCUGUGCAUCCUUGCUAUUUUUCCUCUACCAGGCAGCAAAGUGUGCCUUGUAUUACCUCGAACACCCCCAUGUCACCACCUUGGACGAGGAAGUGAUGGGUGAGAUGAUCUUUCCAGCCGUCACCAUCUGUAACAUCAACCGAUUCCGUCACUCGGCUCUCUCCGAUGCCGACAUUUACCACUUGGCCAAUCUGACCGGACUCCCCCCGAAAGACCGGGAUGGCCACAGAGAAUCGGAUUUAGUUUACCCUGCCGCUAACAUGCUGGAAAUAGUCAACCGGACUGGGCAUCAGUUGACUGAGAUGUUAAAAAGCUGCAACUUCAGUGGGAAUAACUGCACUGCACAAAACUUCUCGGUGGUUUACACCAGGUACGGGAAAUGUUACACCUUCAAUGCCGAUAAGAGUAACCCAAAAGUGACCCGACAGGGGGGGAUGGGCAAUGGACUGGAGAUAAUGCUGGACAUCCAACAGGAGGAGUACCUACCUAUCUGGAGAGAGACCAAUGAGACGUCCUUUGAAGCUGGAAUCAGGGUCCAAAUACACAGCCAGGAUGAGCCCCCCUACAUCGACCAGCUGGGGUUUGGGGUGUCCCCCGGAUUCCAGACAUUCGUCUCCUGCCAGGAACAGAGGCUGACAUAUUUGCCCCAGCCAUGGGGUAACUGCAGAGCCAGUGCACCAUCAGGGGAAUUCCUUCCAGGUUACAGCACAUACAGCAUCUCUGCCUGCAGGCUACAGUGUGAGAGAGAGGCGGUGGUGAAGACCUGCUCCUGCCGAAUGGUCCAUAUGCCAGGAAAUGAAACAAUCUGCUCCCCCUCCAAGUACAUCAGCUGCGCUGACGGCAUCCUAGAUGCUGCAGUAGAAGACAAUAAUGAUAAAUGCACCUGCCCCACACCCUGUAACAUGACUCGCUACGGCAAGGAGAUCUCCAUGGUCCGUAUUCCCAAUAAAGGUUCUGCACGAUAUCUGGCCAAAAAAUACAACAAGAAUGAAACCUACAUCAGGGACAAUUUCCUUGUUCUAGACAUCUUCUUCGAGGCCCUCAACUAUGGGACAAUAGAACAGAAGAAAGCAUAUGACCUCGCCAGUUUACUCGGAGACAUAGGAGGCCAGAUGGGUCUGUUUAUUGGAGCCAGCAUCCUCACCAUCCUGGAGAUCCUAGAUUACCUGUACGAGUUAAUACGAGAUAAAGUCAACAAAUUGUUUCGGAGAAAAUCAUCUCCCACCAGAAAGCCGAAAGAUAACAUUGCAACGCUUGCCAUGGAUGACCUAAAUGGCCAGAGCUCCAUCGAGGUUCAUGGACGACAUCCAGAAGGAGCCUAUGCCACCACGAUGCUCCCCAAUCAUCAUCGACACUACACACACCAUGGUGUGUUUGAGGACUUUGCCUGCUAGACACAUAAUGGUGGGGUUAUACCCACCAAAGCCAACCAUUCUUUUUUCGACAGAGGCAAAGACAUCAUGUAUGAUUCCUACCCUGCCUCUCAACGACCGUGAAGGAAUCGAGAACUAACCCUAAACGGAAUUUUCAAGUACUUAAAUAAUGCAAGACGAUCUUAAGAGCCUCUGAAGUGGGUGAGAUAUUACACCUGCAAAUAUCCAGGACAUCACGAGGAGUUCGUUCCUGGGUCAUCAUUAAAUCUAUAGCACGGGCUUUAGAUCCGGUCUUCUUUACUUGAGUUCCUGCUCUUCAUCCAUCUUCUACAUCUCUUACAGAGGAUUAGAUGAGAACAUCAAGGAGUCCACAGUUAGAGUAAUGCAGGUUUAGAUGACACCACACAAAGUAAACAAUGUAUGGCGAUGACAAAGAAAUAAAUUUACGGGUCACGACUGAUGGUUUAUAGAAAAUCUUCUCCGAGCAGCACAGUCACCAAAUCAUCUGGUGUUUAUUAAUAUUUAUACUCAUUUUAUAUAGUGUGGAGACCCAGGCACAAAGACUAAACAGAUGUAACAUAUAGAUUGUCUACACACAAAGCACACUGGUUCCUCAAUAUAUAUUCUUGAAGUGUACAAAAGAUGGAGGACCCACCACCUCCCACCUUUAUACCUUCAUUAGGUAGGUCAAGACUUGAGCUUGGUUCUAAGCGAACAGCAUGGUUCCUCAAGUCUUGAGUGCUUUCCGAGGUUUGCCAGGCAAGACAUGUUAUUGGUGGGGACAACCUUACCGUCUACAUACUUAUUUUACAACCAUCUUAUCCCUGCUAAUAUCUCCAAGAACUAUUUAAACAAAAUAAUGAAAAGUUUGUCAAAUUGUUAUAAUUAGUCGAUAAAUAUGCAAUGGGAUGACUGUGUUUUUAUGGGUCUUCAGAUGUAUGGAUGUACAGACUAAUUUAGUACGUUUUCUGAAUACGUUGAGGUUGGUGGAGGCACGUUACACAAUAACUAUGGCUGGUAGAGGGUAAGGACACUGAUGGUGGGGGACAAUGAUGAAGACAAUCAGAUAGAAUAAGGGUUACAGAAGAUAUUUAGGUUGAAAAAUAAUUAAAACUGAAGGUAUAGAGUGCUUAGAUGUUUGAGGGCCCUCAUAAGGCUCAUAAAUUCGUGAGACAGCUGCAAGAUGCUCAAACAUGUUUUAUGGGUCCAUGUUGAGGACUACAAGAGGAACACAACUAAAAAGGUUCAGAAGGGAAAUUCUGAAGAUGAAGAGGCAAACUUUAAAAAGGAGAGGUCUUCGGCUCAGAUACACUGAAAUAAGACAAUCACAACUUGGAAGGUAUGGGUGAUCCUUAGGGAGAUCAGGCUGUUGUAUGGAGUCUUACAAUUAAUGCUCCCUAGGAAAAGUAUGCAAAUUAGCUCUCAUCCAAAAGGAAGAAAACUGUCUCUUCCGGUUACCUGUAGGUCAAUGUCCAACCCAUUAAAGAGCCUUGAAAUAUAAACGAGCUCAGAACUUAUAGGGGAUUUACAAUGAAGAAAGGGUCAUGGUUACAUGGACCAUACAGCAAAGACCAUAAAGGCAGCAAUAGGCUUAUAUACACUCUACAGAAGGCUUACACAUGAGUUAUGACCAUAGACUACUAAUGAGAAGGAAAACCUAUUACUUGAGGGAUUCUAUCCUGACUAUAGAAGAGAUGGGGAAUAAAUUGAAGAGUGAAUAGGGUACAUAUUGGAUAUACAACCAGUGGUAAAUAACUCGGACCAGUUCAGUAGACUAGUCCAGAACAGAAGAUGAAGAUAAUGAAGAGCAACUGGUAAAGGACUUUAGAGACAGUUCUAGGACUAUAAGUUCUAUAUCAAAGACUAAGAGUUCAAUAGUAGGUUCAUAAUGGAGAUAUAACCAUUAGGAGAGCGUAGAAUUAGCACAUUCAGAAGGUAGAUCGGUAAAGAUGGUGGACACUGGAGAUAAAGCCUUUGAUAUCUCGAUCAUACUAUGAAACUAAGAGGUUGAUAGGAAGGUAACACAAAAACUGAGUCAUUGCUUACAGUGACGGAAAUGCUUGGUACAGAGAGAGGACUGUAGAUAGGACCAAUGGUGGAGCAUUGAUACCAUAUCAACUGAUAGAGAGGCAGAGAACGAAGCUGGAGACCAAAAUUAAGCACGUACCAAUGCUGCGUAAGACAUGAUGACGUCGGUAAAGUAUCGAAAACGAAUUGAGCUGCAAAUACCUGGUGAGAUCGGGACCUACAGAAAGGACAUCCAGAUUUCUUUAAGAAAAUGUAAGGGGUAUCCAGCAAGAGCCUGGUUAUCCUUGAGAAAGAGUUCUGAACCAAACACUAAAAACUAAACAGGUUGUUAGACAAGUAAGGGACAGAUGGCUAUUCGUGACUCUAUAACUUCACGUUAGCGGGUAUGGAUGAUUGGGUGAAGCUAACCCUCAAAAUCUCACUAAAUAUCACAGCAAUCACUAAAAUAUAUAUCAUAAACGCUAUUUAUAAAAAAAAUCUAUUAAAAAACUGUAUAUUUUUAUUUUUCAUGUCAUUUGUUGGCGCUCUAGAGCCUAAGGCAGGCAUGCUCAACCUGCGGCCCUCCAGCUGUUGUAAAACUACAACUCCCACCAUGCCCUGCUGAUAGCUGUAAGCUGUUUGGGCAUGCUGGGAGUUGUAGUUCUGCAACAGCUGGAGGGCCGCAGGUUGAGCAUGCCUUGCCUAAAGGAAAGGAACAUCCAAAGAAAAAAUGAAUAAGGGCCCGACUCCUGGUUUCCACGCUUAUCCCAGCACCAGAGAGACUGUGCUCCCCUCCCUCUUCUCGUUAACCUAGGUGCGGUUUACCCCUCCCUCCGUUGGUAAGACCUCCGGGGCCUAUAGAAACCCGGCCUAUGUUGACAAGUUUGAGCUGCCUCCCUGUUCCCGCCAUGGGCUCCACAGUUCUAUGGUGCACCCCCUCAUGCAGGAUGUUACUUUUGGCUCAGAAACAACUGUAAUUGUCAAAAUGGAAGAACUCACAGUAAAAUACAUUAGCAAGACCCUGUUUUUUUGUGGUCCUUGUAUCUGGGGGUCCUAGGUGUUCGGCAUAAAAAAAUAUAAAAAAAUUACUGUUUUAUUUAAAAAAAGAGCGCUCAGGUGGACUGUGGUAUUGCAGCUCAGCCCUAGCGGAGUUCCAUUACCGGACAUAACCCAUGGACAGGGGUAGCGCUGUAUUUGGAGAAAUCAGUCAUGUUUUUCUAAAGCUGAACGACCCCUUUAAUUCUCCAGUACACGUGAGGAGGAGGAGAGGGCCGGACUAAUAUUCUGGACCUGACUUGGUAAAUGUCGAUCAUCCUUGGAGAGGCGCGUCCAUGUGAUGACUGGGUUUG
Molecule: messenger RNA, 5446 nt
Organism: Bufo gargarizans (Asiatic toad)
Lineage: Eukaryota; Metazoa; Chordata; Amphibia; Anura; Bufonidae
Gene: ASIC4
Product: acid sensing ion channel subunit family member 4
Exons: 10
Coding region: 501-2111 (536 amino acids)
Biological process (GO): sodium ion transmembrane transport
Cellular component (GO): membrane
Molecular function (GO): ligand-gated sodium channel activity
Source: RefSeq, a predicted model, not a curated record